This is a messenger RNA of Rattus norvegicus (Norway rat), 5183 nucleotides long. Lineage: Eukaryota; Metazoa; Chordata; Mammalia; Rodentia; Muridae. The record is from RefSeq and is a predicted model, not a curated record.
UUUUGUUUUGUUUUUGUUUUGUUUUUUUUUGGAGCUGGGGACCGAACCCAGGGCCUUGCGCUUCCUAGGCAAGCGCUCUACCACUGAGCUAAAUCCCCAACCCCCAGCUCUGUGUUUUUAAACAAGCAGUUUUGCUAAAUUUCUGGGAAAUUGUAUAAUGAUUUGAGCAGCUCUAGAUUGAUAAGCAUUUUUUAAAAUGUUCUUUUAAGUUUCGGGAAUUAUAUUUUAAAAAUUGUCUAGUAGCAUUUUUUCUUUAUCUGUUAAUCUUUUUCUUUAUUGGGAAUAUAAAUACACACGAACUAUCCAGAUGACCACACAUGCUGAAAUCAGAGGUUCCAUUCCGAUGAGAGUUUUAUUGCAGUCGGUCACUGGAAUUUUACCCAGUGAUCUGCUGUGGAAGAAAUUAUUUCAAAACAAACCCCAGGAGGUUUGGCCACCGUUCAGAAGUCCUCUUCCUCAUUUGUACUCAGCAUAUCACAUGCUCAGACAGGCCGUUACCGGGAAUCUCCUAUAUGGCAGAAUACUGCAAGCCCAUCCUUGGAUCCCCGCCUUCUUAUGUUUUUGCCAGUUUAGACCAGGAAUCAGGAUGGGCAUCUGAAGCAGCAGGUGUGGAAAGCGGCACCCAGGCUUCUCUGAUUGGCUUUCUUGCCUGUGACGCAAGCUACUCUGCGACCUAUCAUAUUUCCAAGCGGCAAGGGUCACCAGAGCCCACCUGGCAUGGAUCCAGGAAACAAGCGCAUGCCCAGACUGCACUGCUGCUCCAAACUCCAUUCGCCCCUUCCCUGCUGGGUCCCCUUCAGCUCACAGUAGCUCAGAUCAGGGAUAGUCAGCUGUCGCUCACAGGCUCCAUCCUGGAAGCGGGGCGUGAAUUCAGGAUUCGGAAGCCUGUACUUCUGCCAUACAUUGUAAAUCCUGAGCAUGGUAGAGAAAGAUGGAUGCGGCACUGAUCGUGGAAGUGACCAAGUUCACUCUUGGAUACUAGUUCCAAGCCAAGUCCUUCAUGCUGUCUGGAGAAUAGCAAGGGCCUCUGUGAUGACGGCGCUCUCUCUUCUGUCAGCUACCCUCAGCUACUUCAGAAGCCUGUAUUUGUAUUUAGGGCAUCAGCUGAAAUGGUGGAUUGGCUAUCUACAGAGAAAGUUCAAAAGAAACCUCAGUGUGGAGGCAGAAGUAGAUCUACUCAGCUAUUGUGCAAGAGAGUGGAAGGGAGAAACCCCGCGUGCUAGACUGAUGAGGAAGGCUUAUGAGGAACUCUUCUGGAGGUACCAUGUUAAAUGUGUUCGACCAGUGAAGAGAGAUAACUAUGACGCUCUCAGGUCUGUGUUGUUCCAGAUCUUCAGCCAAGGCCUCUCCUUCCCAUCAUGGAUGAAGGAAAAAGACAUCGUUAAGCUUCCUGAAAAGCUACUCUUUUCUCAAGGCUGCAACUGGAUCCAGCAGUACAGUUUCGGGCCUGAGAAGUACACAGGUUCCAAUGUGUUUGGAAAGUUACGGAAAUGUGUGGAGUUACUAAAACUGCAGUGGACUGAGUUUAGUGGGAUGCGAGAUUACCACAAGAGAGGGAGCAUGUGUAACAGCCUCUUCUCCGACGCCAUCCUGGAGUGUAAACUGUACGAAGCUUUGAAGUUCCUCAUGCUCUACCAGGUCACAGAAGUGUACGAGCAAAUGAAGACCAACAAGAUUGUCCCCAGCCUUUUCAGACUCCUGUUCUCCCGAGAGUCAUCACCGGAUCCCUUGAGCUUUAUGAUGAAUCACCUGAAUUCCAUAGGAGACACGUGUGGUUUGGAUCAGAUCGACAUGUUUAUACUCGGGUAUUCUCUUCAAGUAAAGAUAAAAGUGUUCCGACUGUUCAAGUUUAACUCCAGAGACUUUGCAGUCUACUACCCCGAGGAGCCUCUCAGGGAGUGGCCAGAGAUCUCCCUGCUGACCGAGAAUGACCACCAGUACCACAUUCCCGUCUUCUAAGUCUGCCAUGGACUGAACAUCAGCUCUUCUCAGUGACAGUGGGCACACUUGAAGAAAAGUGCUUCAGCCAGGGAGAGCUCCGAGACCUCAGAACGCUGGGUGGAGGAGUCACCCACAGGGUGGCUCACCUUCUGUUUCGGUGAUGUUUUUCCCAGCAGCACACAUCUGUGGCUUGGUGGGUUGACUUCGUCCAUGAGGGAUCUGCUGGGUUGGGUCUUUAAAACAUAGGGAAACUUAAUGUGGACAAAAAUUGGAAGGGAAACAGCUACCCUGAGCAGCAGGAGUGUUUUAGUCUCUGAUCUUCAUGUUCUUCCGAAAGACUCUAUGGAUUUGGAACCGUCAUAAAUAAACAGGGCCGAGUUUUACAAGCGUUACCCUCCUGGGAGUCUUUGUUUACUGAUUUUCCAGGACAACCCAAUUAAUGUUAAAAUACUGUGUGUGUUUCUGUACAUGUGUUUAUAUAUAUACACGUAUGUAUUCAGAGACGCACAUAUACCACCAACAUCCACCACCAACAUGGUUUGUAAUAUUGUACAGUUUCUUUAUAUCUCUACCCUUUUUUUAUUUUGGUGUUCUUGAAUCUGGCCAGCUUAAAUCAAUUUAUUUAAAUAAAAGAAGAUAAAUUGUAUGGAUUUGGGCAACUGUAUAAUUUUCAAGCUGUCAUAAAAAUACUAAGCUAUGGUUUAUGUAAUCUAUAUUUACACAUCCAUUUAAUGAAUGGAACCUUGUGAUUGGCUGAGUAAAAUUCCAGAUACAGAUGUGUCUGUCUGUGUCAUCAUCCCAGAAUCCCGGAAGAAUUCGGUUAAAGAGAAUUUGUCUCACCCCCCCCCAAACAAAACAUAGCAAAUACAGGCUUACAUUCAAAUCUGUUUUUCCUAGAUCAGUGGUUCUCUUUUCUGGGUCUAGACGCCCCUGGGGGUGUGGUGGGGGCUUAUCAGAUUUCCUACCUAUCAGAUGUUCGAAUUACAAUUCCUAAGAUUAGCAAAAUCAGAGUUAUGAAUUAUCAGGGGAAUGGUUUUAUGGUUGGGGGUCAGCACAACAGGAAGUCCAUCCACUUAGUCUCCGGGUGGCCCUGGCGUGAUGGAAAGCCCAUGGAGGUGGAAGAGUCUUGGUGUCAGAGGAUGCUGUGAGCAAUGGAAGCAUCACUUGCCUGGCAGGCGAGUAAGAGGCAGAGCCAAUGGCGCUGGGGUCUCCAAGAGCUAGAAGAGAGCAGAGGCAGACCUUGUCCAGAAACCCAGAAGGAACAUGUUUGCGCCAGGACCUUGCUUUUGGCCUGCUGAUGUCUCAGUCAGACCUCUAACCUUUAACCCUCGAGGACAGUGGUCCUCAAUCUUCCUAAUGCUUCAACCCUUUAAUACAGCCCCUCGUGUUGUGGUGACCCUGACCAUAAAGUUAUUCCUAUACUAAUCUUAAUUUUUCUCUUGCUACUUUAUAACUGUAAUUUUGUUAAUCUUAGGAAUUGUAAACAUCUGAUAUGCACGAUAUCUGGCAAGGGGCCCUGAAGGAUGGGAGCCACUGCUCUAGGAAGACAUACUUGAAUUUAAGCCUGUACUUGUUAUGUUUUGUUUGGGGCAUAGGGAGGCAAGACAAGGUUUCUCAAUGUAGACCUGGUUGGCUUGGAACCCACUACGUAGACCUGGCCUACCUCCAGGGUGCUGGGAUUAAAUGAGUGUGCCAUCACCACCCCACUUUAAGUCUGUUUUAAGAACAUGGUGCAGUAGCAACAGAAAACUCUAAUUCUCAGUCUCACUAAUUUCCCGUCAGCUUCCUCUUAGAAGCACUUUUGAUCAUCUUAAUUUCUGGAGGGGCUCUGCUUGCCUGAUUGGUCUAUUAAGAAAUAAAAAAUCGUUUUUUAUAUCCUGUUAAUGUUAUAAAGCCAGGAUGCCCGUCUUGAGAAAAGACAUAUCUAACAAGGAUACAUUCUCCUUCAUGACUGCAUGAGUUCUUUGGCUAAUACAAAGGCACCCUGGAUGCCAGGGUGCACGAAGCUAGCAUAUGCGGGCCUCUGCAGUGGAGAUGAUCGGCUGUCGUCCCACAUUGGUGGGAUGUAUGGCGUUUUACCUUUUUCCAUGAGAAUUAAUGAGGUCAGAUUAAAAAGUGUUUCCUGCCUUGGUAGCCACCCAACCGGAGCUCUGGUGGGGCAGAGUCCCCUGCUGGCGUGCGUCUGUGUUUUUGUGACUCUCUUCCAUGCAGCCUGCACUCUCAGAAGGGACCCAUGUGUUCCCGUGGCCAAGAAAGGUUAGCUUUACCUCUCCUGUCUCUCUGCAGACAUGGCGCCAGCACGCUGCAGGCUGCUCUGAUUGAAAUUCAGAGACCAUCAAGUGUCUGAAUUUUUGGCUGCAGUUGAAUUGCUCUGGUCAACCUGGCAUCUGUAUGUACCACCCUCUUCAUGGGGAUGAAAGGAAAAGGGUUUUCCCUGGGAUUAGCAGCCUGCGACUCUGAGACAUCAGUCAACCUCAUGUAUUCAUACACUUCUGGUUGACAGACAGAGUUUUCUUUUCUUUUUUCUUUUUUUUUCUUUUACACAUAACACAGUGGAAUUUUACUCAGCUCUGUCAGAGGACAGUGAAUGGGAUUGGAAAGGAUUGAGUUAGUGUGGUGACUCAGACUGAGUCCUGGCUCUUCCUGAAGCUGGAGGGGUCGCCUUGUUCUUGUUGGGGCUGCACUUGGGAUCGAGGCUACUAGUCAAAACAGUCAUGUCGGGCCUCACAGUACCACACACACCCACUCUCAAAUAAAUUUGCCCACCCCAGUCGCCAAAGUGAGCAGCGCUUCAGAGAAGGCCUCCUGACAGAAGAGAUCCUGACUUGCACCUGUUAAGACAUAGAGAUGUGGCUCCCAGGCAGGGUCAAGUAAGGACUGGUGACAGAAGCAAGUAGGGGCUGGAAUGCUGCCCUCGAGAAGAAAAUGUUUUUCUCACUUGGCCUUAAUCUAUGUUCUGCUGUGUCCUAUUUCUGUGGAAGUGGUUCUCACGCUCUCUUGGUAAUGGCGAGUAUACUUUGAUAAUAGGAAGAGGGGUGAUUUGGUAUGUGACUAUUUUGAAAAGAAACCUUCGUUUAGUCGUAUUUCUUUGUUUCGUCUUGCCUCAGUUGUUCCUGAUAUCGUGGGAAUAACUAUCUUAUGGUAUCUUGCCAAAGUGGAAAUUGUGGUAAUGCAUAUUCAUAUCUAUAUAAGGACUAAUAAAGCUUGCAACUGCAUGCAGUUGCUUCUGCCUUUGCUCUGCA